This is a messenger RNA of Opisthorchis viverrini, 1280 nucleotides long. RefSeq lists its product as hypothetical. Gene Ontology annotation, cellular component: SWI/SNF complex; NuA4 histone acetyltransferase complex. The record is from RefSeq and is a predicted model, not a curated record. The annotation marks the transcript as partial. Lineage: Eukaryota; Metazoa; Platyhelminthes; Trematoda; Opisthorchiida; Opisthorchiidae. Gene Ontology annotation, biological process: regulation of transcription by RNA polymerase II; nervous system development. The transcript has 10 exons. Gene Ontology annotation, molecular function: chromatin binding.
CAGACUUCAUCCUUUUUGAAUUUAAAGAUGAAGUUGGGGCCCUAGUCAUUGAUUUUGGUUCUCAUUCACUGAGAGCUGGAUUCGCCGGUGAAGAUACUCCGAAGAUGGACAUGCCAUCCCUCGUCGGAACGAUCCCCGCUACUGAUACUAAGCCAGUACGUCGAAUCGUAGGCCAGAAUGUCAUGGUGGCUCGUGGAGGCAUGGAAUUACAAUCGUUCCUCAAAGAUGGUCUUAGUAGGUUUCAUCCUCUGUUCCUCAUUCCGGGACUAGUUGAAGAUUGGGAUGUUUUUGAAGAUGUGAUGCAAUAUAUAUUACAAUAUCUAGUGCCGGAGGAAAGUAAUCACCAUCCCAUUCUGUUUUCCGAACCGGCAUGGAACACUAAGAAUCACAGGGAGAAAAUUGCUGAGGUUCUCUUUGAAAAGUUUAAGAUACCUGCUUUCUACGUGGCAAAGAAUGCAGCACUGACCUGUUUUGCGAAUGGUCGCCAUACAGGACUUGUGCUAGACAGCGGGGCUAUUCAUACGUCAGCUAUCCCUGUUUACGAUGGCCUUGUGCUGACCCAGGAGACCGUUCGAUCACCGCUUGCUGGCGACUUUUUACUGCAACAGGCACAACGUCUGAUGGAUGAAUUGAAUGUAGAAUUAGUACCUUACUACAAGGUUGCCUCAAAGGAACCUGUCAACGAACGCGAGCCGGCAAAAUGGAAAAAGAGAACAAAUCUCCCGGAAACUACAACGUCCUACGAAAAUUUCAUGAUCAAAAACCUCUUACAGGACUUCGUUGCAUCCGUCCUUCAAGUGUCCGACGAACGUUAUGAUCAAAGCCAAGCAGAUACCUUUCCCAUGGUUGGCUAUGAGUUCCCCAACGGCUACAACUUCGAAUUAGGACAUGAGCGGUUUCAAAUCCCUGAGGCCCUAUUCGAUCCAUCAAUUCUACAGGAGUCUGGAGGAAGUUCCAUGCUCUCCAUGAGCCAUAUUGUGGCCAGCAGUAUAAGUCUAUGCGAUAUUGAUAUAAGACCAAGCUUGUAUAGUAACGUUGUGGUUGUAGGAGGUACCAGUCUGAUCACCGGUUUCACGGAUCGACUUCAACGAGACCUGAACAUGAAAACCCCACCGAGUAUGCGUUUAAAGGUGAAUUUCCCCAGUACUGUAGUGGAGCGCCGUUAUUCCAGUUGGAUCGGAGGAUCUAUUCUGGGCUCUCUGGGGACGUUCCAACAAAUGUGGAUCUCAAGUCACGAGUACAGCGAGUUAGGCAAGGGAUGUGUGGAUAAGAAGUGCGCG